This is a messenger RNA of Brassica napus (rape), 3005 nucleotides long. Its product is annotated as zinc finger protein ZAT9-like. The record is from RefSeq and is a predicted model, not a curated record. Bases 1869 to 2762 code for a protein of 297 amino acids. The transcript has a single exon. Gene Ontology annotation, biological process: regulation of DNA-templated transcription. NCBI's taxonomy places the organism in Eukaryota, Viridiplantae, Streptophyta, Magnoliopsida, Brassicales, Brassicaceae.
CAUAUUUUAAAGAAGACAAAAAGAAUAUAUAUAUAUAUAUAUGAAUAUUUUGAUAUAUAAGCAUUGUAUAAUUUUCACGAUGACGAAAAUAUCUUCUCUAAAUAAAUAACAUGUGAUAACAAGCCGUAUUGCCAAAAAUUUAAUGUGUGUUACUAUUUAAUAUUAGUCAAAUAUUUAAAAGUUAAGACGGAUACGAAACAAGUAACAAGUAUAAGAAGAGUAAUUAUGAGUAUUUGUGUUCAUCUUAUAUACAAGUAAAAGAAAAGACAAUAUGAACAAAUAUUUAAUAGAUUAUUUAACAAAUAGCAAGUAAUGGGCAAGUAACGAGUCAAGUACUAAAAAUAAUAAUGAUAUUUGAUACUUGACUUGGUUUUGCGAGCAAUAUAAAUUGUCGACUUGUUACUUGCCUUGACAAUACCGAGUACUUGAAUUUUCAAGGCGGAUAAGAGUCAAGUAGCGAGUUUAAGGCGAGUAACGAGUAAUAAUGCUCAGCACUAGUUAUAAAUAUAGAACCCAUGCUAUUAUUGGCUUAGGGUUUUGCUUUUCUUUUCUUUUUUGUAACAACUUAGGGUUUUGCUUUGAAUAUUUUUUUGUUUGCUAAGAGUUUUGCUUUGAAUAUGGAACGUAAAGUCUUUAGACCAGAUCGGACCGAUGUAGGAGAGGCGUUAAAUGGUUUUCACGUGAAAGAAAAGGUGACUGAUGCUGAUGCACAUAGCACAAUUGGCGCAAGACUAACUUUUCACAAGUUUGGUAAAUAAAGAUUACUCAAAGUCUUGUUGUAAAUCACCUAACUAUUUGAAGAUCGUUGAGGUUAAAUGUUUAAAACGUUUUUGUUAAAAAAAAAUACAAAUAUGAAUGGAAAAGAUAUACAACGGUUUUAUUUUGUUACAAGAAAAGAAAAAAACUCUAAAUUGGUAAUGGGUUUGCUCAACUUAUGGCAUCUUGACUUGUUCUUCUUUUCUUUUCGGUGUAAAAGACUUGUUUCUUCUUCCUAUCACAACCGUACCUUUCUUAUAUUUUCUUUUAACCAAGAAAGAUCUAAACUAAAAGGAAAUAUUAAUCACACGUUGCAUGUUACUUUGGUUAUCUAUAAUGAUUCUUUGCAUUGAAGCUUAAUUCAUCCGUUACAAAAGUAUAUUGAAUAUGUUAUGAAUAACUUGUAAGAAGGUCAACUCACAUUGAAUAUAACCAGGUUGUUUUGCUUUAUUCAACCUUUGAUCGGUGAGGGUAAUUUUAACAAUCGUCGUUGGAGUACUACGUGGAUGUCACGUACUGCAAACUCACAGGCAAAUGAUGUUAACAUUCUCUCGUCAUUUAUCUCGACAACGUUUUUGUUUUUGCUGGUCCGUCGGUAUACAACCAAACCUUCCUCAGACUUUUGUACAAACAGCAAAUUUUAAAACUCCGAAUAUAUCCUUACUAGAGUUUGACGUAAACUAAUUUAUUUUAAGCGAAAAUGUUAAAGUUUUUUUUUUCAUACGAACCUAAAAAUAGUUAAAAGCAUCUAUUUCUGGUGAACAGAAAACUUUGUUAUGACUAUUUUAAAACAAAAUUUGAAAAGAAGGUUAAACCGGGAAUAUUCAAGAAAAAUAUUAGCAGAAACGGGCAAAUUCGCAAUGUUACAUUCUGUCGCUUCUUCAACUUAAUGCAUAAGCUUAAUUAGAUUUAUUUUAUUACACUUUCCGUUUUUACAGAUCAAAAUUUAAUUAAGUUUUGUUAAACAGUAAAUUUAAUUUAGUUGUUUUUAGUUUUUAUUUUUAUAAUAUUCUUACAAAUACAUUAAGCUUAUUGGUGGAGAGGAAUGCUUGUAGAUUCCACCUUUUUCUUCUUCUUCUUCUACUUCUUGAACUCUGUAUUCACUAUUGAAGAUGGAGAGCUACAAGUGCAAGUUUUGCUUUAAGAGCUUCGUCAACGAAAGAGCUUUAGAUGGUCACGUGAGAUCUCACAUGCCUACUCUUCCCAACUUUUGCAUUGAGGAAGAAGAGGAAAAGGUAAGACCGAGUCAACUCAGUGGUGAUACUGAGUCGGAUGUUUCUUCUUCUUCCCCUGAAGAAGUAGCGAGAAAGAGAAAUGGGUUGAGAGAGGAGAGGCAUCGGACCAUGGAUGACGAUCAGAAGUUUGCUUUUACCGGCUCCCAGAGGAAUAUUAUUAACCUGACACGGAAACGAUCCAAGCGAACUCGGAAGCUAGACUCGUUCGCGACGAAGAAGAUGAAAACGAGUCAACUCGGUUACAAGACCGAGCCCGAGCCGCAUCACAGCUCAGCUUCUGAUACAACCACGGAUGAAGAUCUCGCCUUUUGUCUCAUGAUGCUCUCAAGAGACAAAUGGAAGAAGAAGAACAAAACUAGUAGUAGUCAUAAAGAACUAGUGGAAGAGAUCGACGACAACUCGAGCAAGAUGAAUCGAGCAACAACGACGAAAGGGAGAUUCACGUGCGAGACAUGUGGGAAAGUGUUUAAAUCUUAUCAAGCAUUAGGUGGGCAUAGAGCAAGCCACAAGAAGAACAGAGUUUCAAACAAAACAGAGCAACGAAGCGAAACAGAGUACGAUAAUGUAGUUGUUGCUCCAGAGAAGAGGAUCCAUGAAUGUCCGAUUUGUCUAAGAGUUUUCGCGUCAGGACAAGCACUUGGUGGUCAUAAAAGAUCACACGGACUAGGGAACUUGUCUGUAAAUCAUCAUCAAGUACAUCGAACAGAGUCGGUGAAACAGAGGAUGCUAGAUCUUAAUUUUCCUGCACCAACCGAGGAAGAUAAAAGGUAGCAGACUUUGCGUGAUUUGGGUCGUCCAAAUUUUCAUAAAGUUUGAAUCUUUUUGAAGUUAUGUUUUAAACUAUUGUUAUUAUUAUUAUUUAGACCAAAAAAACUAUUAUUACUAUUGUUAUAUAAAAAUGUUUGUUUUAACUGCAAGGGAGGCUAGUUUCACAUGUUCUAACGCCGGUUCUUGUUUCGUAUUGGCCUCACGUCUUGUUCGCCUGACCAUAUCAAUCGAAGAACAUUCAAAUUA